Molecule: messenger RNA, 1884 nt
Organism: Strongylocentrotus purpuratus (purple sea urchin)
Lineage: Eukaryota; Metazoa; Echinodermata; Echinoidea; Camarodonta; Strongylocentrotidae
Exons: 1
Coding region: 1-1884 (627 amino acids)
Biological process (GO): DNA integration
Molecular function (GO): nucleic acid binding
Source: RefSeq, a predicted model, not a curated record
AUGGAUAGAAAGAUCAGAAAGGAGCUGGACUUUCCCUUGAAUGAGUCUGUCUUUUGGACAGAUAGCACAAUAGUCCUCCAUUACAUCCGCAGUGACAACAAGCGCUUUCGGACAUUUGUGGCUAACAGGAUAUCUACCAUCCGUGAUGCCUCGGAGCCCAGGCAGUGGAGAUAUGUCAACACAGAAAAGAAUCCAGCUGAUGAUGUAUCAAGAGGUCUAACGCCAGACAAGCUCAAUGGCAGAUGGCUCAAGGGACCAUCCUUCCUAUGUGCUGAUGAGAUGGAAUGGCCUAUCGCUCCAGCUGAUCUGCAAGUGCCACCAAGUGAUCCAGAAAUCAAACCACCUACAGAAAAUGCCAGUGCAUUCACAACUCAGUCAGAGGAGAAGUCAUUGGAAAGGCUUAUCAACACAUAUUCCUCCUGGUAUAAGCUGAGGAGGGGAGUGAGCUGGCUAUUGAAGUUCAUGCAGUGGUUGAAACUCAAAGGAAAAACCCAGACAGAGCAAGAGCUGAGGGACUUCAAAAGGAUCAGUUACGACGACAUGCAGAAAGCAGAGAAGAGAAUUUUGCAUUACGUGCAAAAAUGUUUCUUCCAGAAGGAGAUUGAAUCAUUGACCGAUUCAGAUGGUAAAGUGACAAAGACAAGUCAACUCUACAAGCUGGACCCUAAGAUAGACGAGGGUCUUCUUAGAGUUGGAGGAAGAUUGGAGAGAUCAGCUCUACCAUUAGAAGCUAAACACCCAGUCCUCUUACCCAAGGGAAGUCACGUGUCAGAUCUGAUCUUGAGAGAUGUUCAUGUUAAGGCAGGGCAUAGUGGAAGAAAUUAUGUCCUUUCUGUGCUUCGUGAGAAGUAUUGGAUGCUUGGAGCAGGAGCAGCUAUCAGGAGCAUGAUUAGCAGAUGUGUCAUGUGCAGGCGGCAAAGAGGGAAGAAGAUGAGUCAGAAGAUGGCUGACCUGCCUGAGAAUAGACUGUUACCUGACGAGCCUCCAUUUUCCAAGGUUGGCAUUGACUAUUUCGGCCCCUUUGAGGUUAAAAGGGGUCGCAGCAUGGAGAAGAGAUAUGGAGUCAUGUUUACAUGUCUUACCACACGCGCCAUUCAUUUGGAAGUCGCUCAUUCUUUGGAUACGGACUCUUGUAUCAGUGCCAUUCGUCGUUUCAUCGCUCGCAGGGGCAAUAUCAAGGAGAUGCUCUCAGAUAAUGGCACUAAUCUUGUGGGCGCUGAGAGAGAGCUGAAAAGAGAAAUAGAUGGAUGGAACAAAGCUCAAAUCAGCGCAGACCUGCUCCAGAAAGGCAUCAAAUGGACUUUCAACCCACCCACUGCUUCCCAUUUUGGAGGAGUCUGGGAAAGGCAGAUUGGGACUGUGAGAAAGCUCAUACUGGCAGUAACUAAGCAACAGGUGCUCUCAGGUGAAAGUCUGACAACUCUCUUCUGCGAAAUUGAGAGCAUCGUCAACAACAGGCCUCUAACAAGUGUAUCAGAUGAUGUCAAUGAUCUUGAGGCCUUGACUCCCAAUCACCUACUUCUGCUGAACAGGAAGCCGCAACUGCCACCAACAGUGACGGACAGAUCAGAUGUAUACUCGAGAAGGAGGUGGCGUCAAAUACAGUAUCUCGCCGACGUAUUCUGGAGGCGCUGGUCUAGAGAGUACUUACCGCAGUUGCAAAGAAGAGAAAGAUGGGUACCAUCGCAUCGCAAUCUUCAGAUUGGUGACUUGGUGCUGGUUGCCGAUGCAAACACUCAGCGGAAUUCGUGGCUGCUGGGAAGAGUGCUUCAAACUUUCCCAGACAAGAAAGGCUUCACCCGUAGUGCGAACAUCAAGACAAAGAAUAGCGUAAUUGUUCGUCCUAUCUCGAAAUUGUGCCUGAUUUUGGAAGGAGAUUGUUAA